Misgurnus anguillicaudatus (oriental weatherfish) is the source of this 1552-nucleotide messenger RNA. RefSeq names its product mitochondrial rRNA methyltransferase 3b (gene mrm3b). Gene Ontology annotation, molecular function: RNA binding; RNA methyltransferase activity. Lineage: Eukaryota; Metazoa; Chordata; Actinopteri; Cypriniformes; Cobitidae. Gene Ontology annotation, biological process: RNA processing. The record is from RefSeq and is a predicted model, not a curated record.
GCUUUAAUGUUGUCAAGAUGGCGACGCGCAUAACAAGCAUGAGACGAUUGUCCCCGAUAUUGCAAUCAGCUUUAGCAUUGCGAUGUAAUGUAAUAACUAUACAAAGAUAUGUGCGUAGACGCAGGCAAGUGUCUGUUUUAACUUCAAGCAAUGAGUCUAUAGAAAACUCACAACAAGUCGCCACUCAAUCCAGUGAGCAUUUAUUAAAUGAGAACAUUCACAAUGAAACUGAAAAAGCGAGCGUUCAACGACAUGACAGCGCUACAAGUGUCACAUGGAGACAAGAUAUUUCAGAGUCACUACAGUUUUCAAGACCAACACGAGAAAAGGUGAUGAACACAAACCAUCAUGUCGCAACUCGUGCCACCACAUCGCCCCGACUUGGAGAAGUUGAUGGUUUACUGUAUGAAAAAUCACAACCUGGUGACAAGAGCGUGACGAGGCUGCUCCACAUAGCCCGAUCUAAGAAGCUUCGUGAACAGCAAGGAAAAGUCAUUCUGGAGGGAAGACAUCUCAUACACUGUGCGCUGGAUGCAGGGGCUGUGGUACAGACAGUUUUCUUCUGCUCUGUGAAGGCACUACAGGAGCUUCCCCUGGAUAAACUGAGACAAGCCAGUCUUGUGAAAGUUAAGAUGGAUGACUCGAAACUCUGGUCUGAUCUCGACACUUCACAAGAUGUAAUAGCCAUAUUCAAACGUCCUACGGCCUCCCUUUUAACCUAUCCAGAGGAAAAAUAUGGCAAGCCUUUGCCUCUCACACUGAUUUGUGACAACGUGAGGGAUCCGGGAAACCUGGGAGCAGUGUUACGAUCCGCUGCGGCAGCUGGAUGCCAUAGUGUGCUGCUAACUAAAGGAUGUGUGGAUGCUUGGGAACCUAAGGUCCUCAGAGCAGCCAUGGGGGCUCACUUCCGUCUUCCAAUUAUCCCAAGCCUAACUUGGAAGGACAUCCCAAAUCAUCUUCCCAAUACCGCGACCAUUCAUGUUGGAGACAACAGCAGAACCAUCAUGAAUAAAGAUGACCACGCCACGACCUCUAAAAACCAAAAAAAGGCUUCAGAUUAUGGUUGGGUCAGAGGUCAUCACUACCCAACGAAAGUACAGUGUGACGCCGAUGAUGAAUUUGAGGAUUAUGAAGGUAGCAGAUGUGUGCGCACAAGCAAAUCCCCUGAGACCCAAAAUUACCACACCGACUGGGUUGCCAGGCACACAGGCAUCGUGAUUGGAGGAGAAACGCACGGCCUGAGCCAGGAAGCAUUGCGAUUGGCUGAGAGGACCGGGGGCCGGAGGUUAUUAAUCCCCAUGGUAUACGGUGUGGACAGCUUGAACUCUGCCAUGGCUGCGAGUAUUUUGCUCUUUGAAGGAAGGAGGCAGCUGCAGUUACAGAUAAGAGGAAAGUUGACCGCAGCUUCAUGAAAACAGGAUGUCACGUAUUAAAUUUGACAUAAUCCUUAUAAUCUUUAUAUACCGUAUGCGCUAUAAAUAGAUCCAGAAUGUUUUUUUGUAAUAUGUAAAUGUCAAUGUAUGUAAAUAAACAUUAAAAGACAAAAACACCA